Solanum dulcamara is the source of this 1211-nucleotide messenger RNA. Its product is annotated as GEM-like protein 5. The transcript has 3 exons. The coding region runs from base 186 to 1034 and encodes 282 amino acids. The record is from RefSeq and is a predicted model, not a curated record. NCBI's taxonomy places the organism in Eukaryota, Viridiplantae, Streptophyta, Magnoliopsida, Solanales, Solanaceae.
AUUCAGCUACGUUUUUUUUUUCUUUACAUAGCCGAAAACUUUCUGACGAAGCAAAAAAUGAAAACGCGUGGACGUUUACAUCUUCAUCAUCCAAUAUAAAUCAACUCCAUAACUAUUUCUCCAUCUAAGACAAAAUCUACUUAAAGUUCAAAAAUACUUUUAAUUUAUCAGCAAUUUAUCCAAUCAUGACAGGCACAGGAGAGGAAAAUCAACCCAAAGUUGAAGAAUCAGAGCCUCAGAAACCCUCUGUUACUUCUUCUUCUUCAGAUCCACAAGCAGCAGAAAUAGAUCAGCAAAAAUGGGGCACCCAUAUUAUGGGUCCGCCUGCAAUUCCAACUUGUCAUCCAGACAAUCAGAAAGCUGCCUUAUGGAGAGCUGAGGACCAACGAGAAGAGUUUCACCCACAGCCUUACGUUGUUUAUUCUCCAAUUGAUCAGAGGUCUAGCAACAAUCCAUUUGAAUCUGUUGUUAAUAUGUUCAAUUCUUGGGGUAAUAAAGCUGAGACCAUCGCCCGCAACAUCUGGUAUAAUCUGAAAGCUGGACCAUCAGUCACAGAAGCGGCAUGGGGAAAACUUAAUUUGACAGCCAAGGCGUUGACAGAGGGAGGAUUCGAGCCACUUUACAAGCAGAUUUUCCCUGCGGAUCCUAAUGAGCAGUUGAAAAAGACAUUUGCUUGUUAUCUUUCCACAGCAACUGGUCCUGUUGCUGGAACUCUCUAUCUCUCAUCUACUAAAGUUGCUUUUUGCAGCGAUCGACCAUUAUCCUUUAAAGCUCCAUCUGGUCAGGAGGCCUGGAGCUACUACAAGGUAGCAAUACCGUUGGGAAACAUUGGCACUAUAAACCCAAUAGUGAUGAGAGAGAAUCCACCAGAGAGGUAUAUUCAGAUUGUUACAAUCGAUGGUCACGAUUUCUGGUUCAUGGGGUUUGUCAAUUUUGAGAAAGCAAAACAUCAUCUUCUUGAAACCUCGUCAAUUUUUAGAGCCCAGCUUCCUCCUGUUGGGGAAGUAAAUGUGCCACAACCAGCUAGUAACUAGGAAAAAGUGGCCUGUCAUAGAUUUACUUAUUAUAUUGGGAUGCACUGUGUUUGUAGUCGUUUUUCUCUGUUUUUUUUCUAUGUAUUUAUUGUAAUAUUACUUGUAUGUUCCACUUAUACAUAUAGUUGGGAGGGACUUUGUUUGUAUUGAUGGAAAUUGCACGUUCUUCAGCUGAAA